AGAAAUCAUCAAAAUUCAUAUUAAAAUAUUCUUUAAUAUUCUUUAGUAUACUCUGUAAUUACAUCAAAGAGUUACAUAAAUACCUAUCAAUACUCUAUUUAGAGUUAAAUGUAACCAUGCCAUCUAAAUAUAAUUUGGUUUUGUGUUUUGUAAUAUUUAAUAACUGGCUGUCCGGCAUAGACUGCCGGUGCGGUUACCCAGAGAUGCCAUACAUGUCCAAAAGUAUCGAAAGUAAAGAUUACUUUGAAGAGGGCGAGAAACUGUACGUCAGUUGCAUCGGUGGUGUGGCUGUCGGGCAGACAAUGCGGGAUCACGUCAUUCAGUGCCGGAACAACACGUGGAACACAACAUCCCUGCGCUGCUCAUCCAUACACAACAUCACCGCAAUCGACAUCACACCGGAGGACAACUCAGUCGGCUCUCAGAACCAUAACUUAGCCGAACAGGAGUUCCUAUACCUGACAGACGCUGACCCCUCCACGUGUGUACUCCUCAAAGACAACGAGCGAUGGACUAUCCAUUUGGGGGACAGACGUCUGGUGUCGGACGUGGCUCUGGUCACCACAUUCCUCGACAGUUCACAGCGUAAGACACAGAUUGACAUAUCAAUAACACUGCCGACCGGACAGGUGUGCAAAUUGGAGGAGCGCUCGGAACGGGAGAACUCGGCGAUGGUGUUCAUGGUAUACAAGUGUCCGGACACACCCCAGCCUAUCGAUAGCGUGACCAUCGAUCUGAAGACUACGGCGGUUAACAUAAACGUGUGCGCACUGGAGGUGUUUACCCUGAUUGUAGACGAUUGCGGUAAACCAGAGAUACCCCUCUACUCCUACACCAAUCAAAUGCGAAUACAAAAUGGCACUAAAAUAGCAGAGUAUGUAUGCGCUAAGGGUUACGAAAUGGUGGGCCCGUCACUACGUACGUGCGGACCCGACGGCCUAUGGAAACCCCCUCAACCUCCGAGAUGUGAACCGGAAAUCCGAUGCCUCACCGGACUGGUCGAACGGGUAGAGAAUUUUACGUUCGAGUACAAGGACUUUGACCUCUUCGGGAACGCCCUGCCGGAUGUGUCGACCAUUGUCUACCACUGUCUGAACAGGUCGUUAGUGGCUGUGCCGGCAACUGAGCUAUACUGUCAACCGGACGGCAACUGGUCUCAAGUGGAUUACAUACCCGACUGCCACCCUCGACGUAUGUACGCCGUGUUUGGGCACCAUUUCCUCAACGACAAGCACCUGAUGUACUACGGCGGCGCUGGACUGGUCGUCCUAUUCAUCGGUAGUUUUGUAAUACUGUUUCAAAUGAGACGACUGGCCAAGAAGAUCUCCAGACAGAUGAGGGAGAAGUCGUACUUCGAUCAGGAGAAACAGUUACCACAUUAUAAUAAUGAGACUAAUUAUCAGGAUCUCACCAACCUCUUUGCCCAACACGACGCCACUAUGUCCCAGCCCUCAGGUGCUAUCCCUCAGGUCCAGCAAACCGACCAAAAGUAUUGA
Molecule: messenger RNA, 1496 nt
Organism: Oppiella nova
Lineage: Eukaryota; Metazoa; Arthropoda; Arachnida; Sarcoptiformes; Oppiidae
Source: the annotation of a GenBank genome assembly